UUCUGGAAACAGGUGUAGGCCAUUCAGCCCCUCGAAUAUGCAUCUUAAACUGAGCCCUUUUAACAUCAUGAACUUGAAUUUUAGUAAGAGGUCUAUUCCAUGGGGCUCUGUCACACAUUUAAAUUGCUGCAGGUUGUGCUGAAGAUGCUGCUGAGAGGUACAAUUCCAGUAUUUCACCCUGUGAUGUUGGAAGAAGGCUGACAUACGCGUGACUCAGGAUGGUGUGUGAAGUGAGCUAAGUUCUCUUUCUAUCACGACACUUGCUUUUCGUUUUGCAGCUGCAUCGAUGAGUGGAAGAGCCGCAAUGAGCAGCUUUCCAGGGUCCUGAAGGAAUGCAAGGGAGACUGCGAGCGGCUCAGUAUGUUACUGGGGAGACUCGAAUCCAAUGACACUGCACUGUGCUUGGCUCUACAGUACAGUGAGGAGUGUGUUGAUGUCUAUGGUCUGCUUCUGGCAGAAGUUCAAACUAAAGGGAGCUCCAUGGAGACAGAGAUCUCUGAGGCACAGGCAAACCGGUGUGUGGACAGAGGUGGGCGAUUUGGCAGGAAGGAUAUGGAAGGAUUGCUGGGGGAAGGUGCAGGGGAAGCAGCUGAGGAUGUUCACAGUAUUGAUUUACCAAACACUGAUCAUCAUCACCAGGGUCCAACUGAAUACACACAGCGCAGCCUCGCAGGGGAGCCGGAAGGGGACAACAGCACAAAUCAUUUCAGAGGAGACAUUGUGAGGCUCAGAGGCAGCCACGCUGCAGUAAUGCAAACUGUUCUGGAAGUGGGUGACAUACCAGCCUACCUGAAGCGAUACGGCGAAGGAAUGUCCCAAAGCUGGGAGUCUGGAGCAGCAGUACAGGGUCUGCUUGUCCCUGGGAUCAGUGCACAGUCGCCCAGAACAGUCCGUCAACAUAAGAUGGAGAAGAAGGAAGUGCUGCAGGAACUCCUGACUGUCAGGGAUGAGAUGGCGUGGCUGAAGGGUCAGCUGGGCUGGAUUAAGAGGGAGAAGAGGGACCUGGAGCAGAGGCUGCGAUUACAGGAGUCCCAGGAGGAGGCUGCAAUCCUACUCCUUGCACAUUGGCAAGCGGAGAGAGAUGGCUGUCUACAGCAGCAACCUACCACAGUCUGCUGCAAGGAGGAAACUGCACCAGAACCAGAUGUGCUUACAAUGGCCAGUGACCAACUGGAGUCAGAGCUCACUGCUGCUUCCACUCGACAAAAUCAACUGAGGGAACGGGCUGAGGUGCUGGUGACAUCACUGGAGAAGCUGCUAAGAAGCAAUCAUACACAGAAGGUUCAGUCUGAGGAACUAGCCAGUGAGCUGAGGAAAACAUACAGCAACAUGUCGACAGCCUACAGAAACGCCAAGAGGAAGUAUGAGAGCCAGCUGAGGAAGCUGGAGUCACAGGCGAGCACCAUGUGUGAACGGCAGGCAACUCAAACUCAAGCCCUGGAGGAGAAGGUGGCGUGUCUUAGCAAGGCGCUGGAGCAUGCCAAUGGCACACCAUUAUAACGGAGAUCCCAGCUCCAGGACAGCACCAUCAGGGCAAUCCUGAGUCUGCUGUAUUCCCACAACCUUCCUGACAACUUUUGACGUUUGGACAGCAUUUGUAUAGAACUUUGAAGAUGAAAUAGUGGGAGAAAAGGGGGAAAAGUGAACAUUAGCUGUGGGAGAUUACAUGGCUGGAGAGGAGAAAGUGCACCUCAGUUGGAUAAGGAGUGGAUUGGAUGAACCAAAUAGCCUGAUUUUAUUCAGGGCUUCUCCUAAUCCCUUUCACUGAAUCUGGGGUAAAAUUGAUUUCCCUGAAGUUUCUGUUGAAAACUUUCUGCUAACACUUUCUGUCGUGACCUCCAACCUUUCUACUUCAGCCUUGCCCCAAAGCAACUUCAUGCCGUGAAUGUUUUUGCACUCACCACAGGCGUGAGAUAUUCUUUGUGUUGGUAUCUAAUGCAGGUAAAGAGCUCAGUCUUAGAAACGUGUAGCAUGGAAACAAACCCUUCAGUUCAACACGUCAACGCCAGCCAGAUUUCCCUAACUAAAGUAGGCCCAUUUUGUCUGUGUUUGGCCCAUAUCCCUCUAAACCUUACCAAUUCAUGUACCUGUCCAAAUGUCUUUUCAAUGUUG
This is a messenger RNA of Chiloscyllium plagiosum (whitespotted bambooshark), 2112 nucleotides long. NCBI's taxonomy places the organism in Eukaryota, Metazoa, Chordata, Chondrichthyes, Orectolobiformes, Hemiscylliidae. The record is from RefSeq and is a predicted model, not a curated record.